AUGCAGCGACGAGGUAACCGUGACGUUCGCUUUGCCGCCGACGACGACGAUGAUUAUGAGUACGAGCGCUUCACAUACCGGCCGCUGUCCCGGCUACCCACACCGCCUCCCACGCUGAGCAAGCCGCUGGUGGUGGACCAAUCGCUCGAGGACGAUGACACGCUGAAUCCGCGAUACAGAGGUCCCGCCAUCCACCUCGUCAAUCUGAUUCCCGCUUCGGCAUCGCUGGCGAGCGCAUCCGUCCCCUUUGUCCAGGCCAUGCUGUCGCGGGCCGACCUGUCCAUGGAGAUGCUGGCCCUGGCGGUCUGCAUCCUCGACAGCCUCGACACCAAGUUUGCGCGCACGUGGCGGCUGUCGUGCCCGCUGUCAUGCCCCUUGAGCACGGACGACAUUGACUCCCCGGCUGCGGCAUCGCCAUCCCUCAGCAAGCGCCACUCUCUUCCGCCGAGGCCGCGCGACGUUCCCCAGCGGCAGCUUCACAUCGACUCUGUCCGUCCCGAAAUCAUCAUCCUGGCGGCCCUUCAGCCACCCCAGUUCUACCGCCUGGCCUGGGGUCGCGGCCUGUGGUCCAACGAGCAGCUCAACGUCACGGAGCGGUGCAUUAUGGAGAGCCUCGACUACCGCAUCCUGCCGCUGUGCGAAGACGACUGCCUUACCGACGCCAUGGUGGACAUGCAGCUGGCCGCCGAGCUGGAGUCGGGGCCACGGUGGAACAUGGCCCGCCAGCCCACGCCGCCGGAUAGUGCGGCUGGCAGCGACUGCGAAUUCGUGCCGAGCCAUAGCCGGUCCAAGACGACGGUUGGCGUGGCAUUUCCGUCUCGACGAUAA
This is a messenger RNA of Trichoderma citrinoviride, 828 nucleotides long. RefSeq lists its product as hypothetical. The coding region runs from base 1 to 828 and encodes 275 amino acids. The transcript has 3 exons. The record is from RefSeq and is a predicted model, not a curated record. Lineage: Eukaryota; Fungi; Ascomycota; Sordariomycetes; Hypocreales; Hypocreaceae.